This is a messenger RNA of Carlito syrichta (Philippine tarsier), 3271 nucleotides long. RefSeq names its product kelch like family member 34 (gene KLHL34). The transcript has a single exon. Lineage: Eukaryota; Metazoa; Chordata; Mammalia; Primates; Tarsiidae. The coding region runs from base 508 to 2442 and encodes 644 amino acids. Gene Ontology annotation, molecular function: protein binding. The record is from RefSeq and is a predicted model, not a curated record.
UCCUGUUCGUCCACCCCCGGGAGGUCAGAGCCCUCGCCUCGCACUCCCAGGACGUCCCAACUCUGCGCCGUCGGAGAUCCAGCACCCUCGGAGUCCACCGGUAACUCAGUUCUUCCAGGUGAUGGUGCGCGGCCAUCGCCGCCCCUGGCGUGCAGGUGUGGGCUCUCCACAUUGGGCUGGGGAGGGGGCUUUGGGCAACGCGCUGGCAGCCUCAGUAGCCCUGGAAAUCAAGCCCUACACUUCCCGGAAGCCUCCAAACUCCGCACCCUCUGCUACUAGGGACUUUUGGAAAACGUUCCCAGACCGGAUUUGCUCUGAGAGGGGCAAAGGGCAGUCUGCGGAUCUGGAUGAAGGAGCCUCAGGUUUUAAGCUGAGCAGGCAAAAAUGGGCCCCUGCUAGGGGGUCUGCGGCUCAAGCGGGGGUCCUGGGAGUGUCGCGCCCUGGGAUGACUCUGGUUCAGCCCGGCAGGUCCCAGGUCCUGCCUAGCCUCUUCCCGCCCUGGGCAUAAUGAGUUACUUCCUUUCUUACUGCAAAGCUCACGGCGGCGCGCUGCUUACUGGCUACCAGGCCUUGCGUGCCGAGGGCUUCCUGUGCGACGUGACACUGAAGGCCGAAGGCAGCGAAUUCCCGGCGCACAGGUCUCUUCUGGCGUGUUCCAGCGACUACUUCAGGGCUCUGUUCAAGAGCCACACACAGGAAUCCCGGGCCCGCGUGAUCCACCUGCAUGUGCCGUCUGCAGCUGGCCUGCAGCGCCUGCUGGACUUCAUCUACACCGCCUGGCUGUCGCUCUCCAUGGACACAGUAGAAGACACUCUGGAGGCCGCCAGCUACCUUCAGGUCACCGAGGCCCUGGGACUGUGUGGGCGCUACCUGGAGCGCCAGCUAGCUCCAGAGAAUUGCUGCUUUGCCGCCAACGUGGCCGCGCGCUUUGGCUUAGCGCACACUCUGGACGAGGCCGAGCGCUGCAUCGUGCGCCACCUGCGGGAGCUGCUGGCACAGGGCGCGGGCCCCUCGGGACUUCUAGAACUCAACCCCGUGUCUCUACGGGCCGUACUGGGUGCCUCCGACGUGGCUCAGGUGUCUGAGGCCCGGCUGCUGAGCCUGGCACUGGCCUGGCUACGGCAGGAGCCCGCGGCGGAGCGCUUGGCGCACUGCACAGUGCUGCUGGAGCGUGUCCGCUUCGGCCUGGUGCCUGCUGACGUGCUGCGGCGCGUGUACUCGGGCUCAGGUCUUGCGCUACCCGCCCGGGUGAAGGGUCUCAUCAUCCAGGCCCUCAACUACCACACUGCGCCCUCCCGUCAACCGCUCAUGCAAAGCGAGCAGACCAGUGUCCGGAGUCCCCAGACCCGCAUCUUGUUGGUCGGGGGGCGUAGGGCGCGGAAGGCGGUGACCGAGGAGGUCGCUGCCCCGAGGGGGCCAGCUAGGGGCCAGGGCGGCUUAGUGGAGCCCGAGGAGGAGGAAGAGGAAGAGUUAGAGGAGGAGGAAGAGGAGGAGUGGGAGCUCACGCAGAACGUGGUGGCUUUCGACGUGUACAAUCACCGCUGGCACAGCCUUACCCAGUUGCCUGCACCGCUGCUGGGGCACAGCGUGUGUACUGUGGGCAACUUCCUGUUUGUUCUGGGUGGGAAGAGCCCUUCUGGCAGUGCUUCCUCUGUCCUGGUCGACGGCCCUCAGGCAGUCACAGCCCAAGUGCAUCGUUUCGAUCCGCGCUUCCACGCUUGGACAGAGGCGCCCGCCAUGCGGGAAGCUCGGGCCCACUUCUGGUGUGGCGUCGUGGGCGAGAGGCUCCUGGCUGUCGGGGGCCUGGGUGCAGGCGGCGAGGCGCUAGCCUCAGUAGAGAUGUACGACCUGCGCCGAGACCGCUGGAUGGUGGCCGAAUCGCUGCCGCGGGCGCUGCACGGCCACGCGGGGGCCGUCGGGGACCGCGGUAUUGUGUACAUCUCCGGGGGCAAGUCGGGGAGAAGCGAGGGCGGCGCAAGCAGCCUCCGGGACUUGUAUGCCCUGGGCGCUGGGGAGCGGGCGUGGAGCAAGAGGGCGCCCAUGGGCACGGCCCGCUUUGGGCACCACAUGGCGGUGCUGCGCGGCGCAGUAUUUGCUUUUCUGGGGCGAUACGAGCCCUUCUCUGAGAUCGAGCGCUAUGACCCUGACGCGGACCAGUGGACUCGGUUGCGGCCGCUGCCCUACGACCGGUUCUGCUAUGGGCUAGCAGUGGUGGAGGAGACCGCCCUGCUGCUCGGUGGCCUCAAGUGGCGGGACUCGCGCCAGGUGCCUACGCGCAACGUGGUGGGCUAUGACCUCGAUUUGGACCGCUGGGAGGACAUUGGCUGCGCGCUGCCCUGGGCCUGGAGCAGCCUGCAGUGCGCAGUGCUGCAGCUGGCCGAAGAUGGGGACAAGGAGAAGGAGGGAGAACCUGGAGAACCGCUUGAUUUACUGCUGGGCUGAAUGGGUUAGUCCAGGUACCCCCCGAAACAGAGAAGAAAGUCGCGCUUGACCAGACAGAAGGGCUUUUCCUAAGAAUGGGACACUGGGAGCAGAGUGGCUUCUGAAGGUUAAGGAGGCAAACAAUGCCUUGGACACAGAGGAAAUUUCCCCUUAAGCUGGGAAUGGGAGAUAGGAGGGGGUCAAAUAGAAGAAUAUAUGAAUCAGCUCCAGAGAGCUUAGAAAGACUCGAGUGGUGCCAGAGAUAGACUUUUGCAAAUAAAAGGACCUUAUUUUCCCUCUUAUAGUUUCCCUAGGUGCAAAACAGUGACCACUUUUGUGCCAAAAAAAUGUACCACAGGAAGUUAUAUACAAAACCCCCAAAAUUGUUGGCUAUAAAGGCUGUAAUAAAGUCCUAGAAGACGCAUUCUCGGAAUAAAUACUGAAGGGAAAGUGCCUUGGUUAAAUGGCAUGAUUCAUUGUAACUAUGAUUUUAUGAACCAGAGCCAUGGUUAUAGUUCUGCUCUGAUGGUUUGAUAUAACUAAGGAACUGAGAGGGGAAAAGAAUCUCUAAGCACUUUUUUUUCUAGUAAGUAUCCUUGGUUAAAAAUUUGUCACCAAUCCCCACCUGCUAAGGCUGCCUUUGCCCUGACUUUAUUGGUUUUACACCAUAUUUCACCAUGCCUUAGCCAUGAUAAUCAGGCUCCUCUGGUUAAGUGGAAUAUCUAACCAAACCAAACCAGAAUUUACUUAUUUCAUCCUCUUUGAAUGCUCAUUCUGAAGCUGGGCUCGGUGACUCAGCCUGUAAUCCCGCGUCUUUGGGAGGCUGAGGUGAGUGAAUUGCCUGAGCCCG